CAUUCUCAAGAUGAACUCAAAGGUUCUGUUCCUCCUGGCGCUGGUAUCAGCUGCGGCAGCUGAUAAGCAGCCAAGUAAACUCUACGGGCCUCCUGAGGUACAACAACCAUCUUCCGAAUACUCCUCCGAGGAGUCCACCGAACCUGCUAACUACAACUUCGAGUUCGCCGUGGAGGAUGGCUACUCAGGCGCCGACUUCAACCACCAGGAGGAACGUGAGGAGGACAACACACAAGGGUCCUACAGCGUCCAACUCCCCGAUGGACGUCGCCAGACAGUCACGUAUUACGUCGACGGAGACUCCGGCUACAUAGCUGAGGUCUCCUACGAGGGAGAAGCCCAGUACGCAGAACCCGAGGAGGAGUCUGACGAAUCGUCUGAGCCAGCUCCCAUCUACGAAGCUCCAGAACCCAAAGCUAGGCCUACUUAUUCUAGACCUACUUACGCUCCUCGGAAACCAUCCAAAACUCCCAAACCAAGGCCUACUUACCAAGCUGCUUCAGAGGAUUCGGAGGAGGAAGAAAAGGAGACCCCAAACGCCGUAUAUGGCCCACCCAGCAGGUCCUACGGCGCCCCUCAGUAAACCCACUUCUUGCUAGAGUGAUGUUAACUGUAAGGAAGGCAAACGCUGAUUUAAUUUAUGCAAAGUAUUUAAUCGUAUUUCCAGAAGACGUUUUACAGGAACUUUUUAGAUUUCCCCUAGUGUAAAUUCUGACUUAAUUU
Macrobrachium nipponense is the source of this 723-nucleotide messenger RNA. RefSeq names its product cuticle protein-like. Gene Ontology annotation, cellular component: extracellular matrix. The record is from RefSeq and is a predicted model, not a curated record. Lineage: Eukaryota; Metazoa; Arthropoda; Malacostraca; Decapoda; Palaemonidae. Bases 11 to 583 code for a protein of 190 amino acids. The transcript is spliced from 3 exons.